Molecule: messenger RNA, 939 nt
Organism: Carya illinoinensis
Lineage: Eukaryota; Viridiplantae; Streptophyta; Magnoliopsida; Fagales; Juglandaceae
Exons: 2
Coding region: 1-939 (312 amino acids)
Source: RefSeq, a predicted model, not a curated record
AUGGAAAAGAUGAAAUCAACUCCAUGGGCUGUGGCUUCAUCGUCUUUGGCAACCGUAGGGAUGGAGGUUUCGAUGGAGAAGACGAUAGGGGCACAGGAAUUGGAGAGGACUCAGACGAAGACUUCUAUCUUCGUAGGGAUGGGGUUUCAAUGGGAAUGGAGGCCUCUGUUUGGGUUUGGCUAUGAUAACAAAAAUGAAGUUGUUUCUAAUUAUGCCACGUCAAAUGCGAUGCCACGGGGGUGUCCCCGUUUUGGGUUCAUACAAUCUCGAGCUGAUUAUAGUUUAUUUACCAAGAAAGCUGGCCAGUCCUUUGUUGCAUUGCUUGUAUAUGUUGACGACAUAGUUGUGACUUCUAAUGAUGCUCAAUCCAUUAUUAAUCUCAAGAAUUUUCUGGAUGCCAUAUUCAAGAUCAAGGAUUUAGGCUCUCUUAAAUACUUUUUGGAUUUAGAGGUAGCUCGAAACUCCAAUGGUAUUCAAGUUUGUCAAUGCAAAUAUGCAUUAGACAUUUUGCAUGAUUCAUGUUUACUCGGCUGUAAACCCAGUUCAACUCCCAUGGAUUCCAACCUUAAACUGUCCAACAAUGAAGGCACAUUGCUUCAAGACCCAACUUUGUACAGAAGGCUCAUUGACAAACUUAUUUACCUUACCAUAACACAACCUGACCUUACAUACUCAACUCAUUUGCUCAGUCAAUACAUGGCCACCCCAUAUAUUCCUCAUCUUCAAGCUGCCUACAAAGUACUGAAAUAUGUCGAGAAAUCUCUAGGUCAUGGUCUGUUCUUUCCCUCAUCUUCAUCUUGUCAAGUCACUGCCUAUUGUCACUCGGAUUGGGCUUCUUGCCCUGAUACAAGAAGAUCCACCACUGGAUGUUGUGUUUUUCUUGGACAAUCUCUGUUUCCUGGAAAUCUAAGAAGCAAACAACAAUUCCAAGAAGUUUAG